AGCGGUCUCAGCGGUUGGCUCAACACGCCUUUGACCAGCAACCGCCAUGACUUUGUUGCGGAGCCUCCGCCUGACUCGGCCUACCCUGUGCCGCUUCGCGGCGCAGGUGCCCAAGACUGUAGAGCCGAGCGGGGUGACACCCACGUAUCCGGCUGUCUAUGGCCGCUGUGAGGAGACCGUGAUGUCACCCUACAAAGGUGGCCCAGUGUAUUUGUGGUUGCGCUCCAGCAUUGUGUGGUUACGCAGAUUCCCCGGGCGCCACUGGAUCCGUUGGCUGUACUUCAAUUGGGACUACCAGAAGAUGUGCUUGAUUGGCAUGCCUGAAAUGCACAUUGAUCCAACCAAGAACCGCUGGAGGUACUACAUUGACACAAGCUAUUACGGUGGCAUGCUGGACAAGUCCCACGAGGACUUCAAUCGUUACAUCAUGCUUUACCCCGCCAUUGCCUUCUUCCUUCACUGCACUUGGUGCCGUAUCAAGGACAAUGACAAAGACAACUUUCUGGCCAAGUGGCGUGUUCCAGCGGAGGAGGCCUAAGUCCAGAGCACGAGAACAUGAGGCUCAAAUUGUGGACAUGAGCUGUGCAAGUACUGAGGCCUUUGGAUUUUUGUUAGCUUGGGUGCGGUGAGAUGUAUGGUGCUCGAGCAAGGGAAGAAAAGGCCCCAGCCAACAUUUUACUUACGGAUAUGUAUAUCAUCUGACGAUCUAUAAUCAUGGUGGCAAAUUCUGGAUGCAAUCACCGCAAUGUUUGUUUUGAGCGGAGGCUUCAUCAACUUGUCAGGCAGAUGACUGAAGCCGAACUUGCCUUCAUUGCACCUGCCUGUCCCUGUCGUUAAAUGGCCAAGGUCGGAUGAAGACGCAGAGCAUGAAGAACAAGUUGUCAAUCUGGAGCCUGGAGCCGAGAGUGGUCUCCGCGCAAAAAGUGGUAACAUGGCACAUGACUCAACAUUCAUCCAGCAUACAGGUCAUGCUCAAGCCAGAAAGCAUUGUCGGC
Messenger RNA from Durusdinium trenchii, 995 nucleotides. NCBI's taxonomy places the organism in Eukaryota, Dinophyceae, Suessiales, Symbiodiniaceae. The record is from the annotation of a GenBank genome assembly.